ACGUACGUGCGUGCGUGCGUUCGUGCACUGCCACGCGAACAACGUGACGUCUACCAAUCGGAAAGAGUGGGCGGGGCCAUCCAAAGCCACGUAGCUAGCUAGCUACCAAACGUUUGCAGGCUAGCUAACGUCAGCAAGAAUUUGCAAUGGAUUUGCCACAUCACGGAUACCGAGCAAGUAAACAGAGGGGUCGCGAUACCCCGACGGGUGGGGAGUCCAUGCUUUUUGACGACACCAGCACAUCAGGGAUGAACACUCAGGGUUACUACACUCCAGGCUACAACAUGGCGGCGCCCCCAAACGACAUGCAAGCGGGAGUCAACAACUUGUUCACCGAUCCGAUGGCCAACGCUGCAGUCGUGUACGGAUCAUCCUUGGCCAACCAAGGCAAAGACAUGGUGAACAAAGAGAUCAGCAGAUUCAUGUCUGUGAACAAGCUGAAAUACUUCUUUGCCGUGGACACCAGAUACGUGCUCAAGAAACUCAUGAUCCUCAUGUUCCCAUACACGCAUCAGGAUUGGGAGGUUCGCUAUCAUCGGGACACUCCGCUGACUCCAAGGCAAGACGUGAAUGCACCUGAUCUUUACAUACCAACCAUGGCUUUCAUUACCUACAUUUUACUGGCCGGAAUGGCACUUGGCAUUCAGAAAAGGUUUAGUCCAGAAGUGCUCGGACUCUGUGCCAGCACGGCCCUGGUGUGGGUGAUCAUUGAGGUGUUGGUGAUGCUGCUCAGUUUGUACUUGCUGACGGUACACAGCGACCUGUCCACUUUCGACCUCAUCGCCUACAGUGGAUACAAAUAUGUUGGGAUGAUCUUCACAGUGCUAGGUGGAUUGCUGUUUGGCAGCGACGGCUACUUUGUGGCUCUUGCCUGGUCCUCUUGUGCCCUCAUGUUUUUCAUUGUCCGUUCCCUGAGAAUGAAGAUCCUCACAUCCCUAGCGUCGGACUCCAUGUCCACGGGCUCCAGUGCCAAACCCCAAGUGCGCAUGUACAUCACCAUGGCGACCGCCGUCUUUCAGCCGAUCAUCAUUUACUGGUUAACCUCUCACCUGGUCAGGUGACUGUGAGGCGUUUACGUGAGCUGGGUGGUCCACGUGCUUUGGCGUGUGUGACGGUUUGCGCGUUCGCCUUCUUCUUUAUGUGUGCAGUUGUAAAAAUGGAAUUGUGUACUUCAGUUAACCAAAUUCUAUGAAACAUAAAAUAUUACAGUGUGCAGUGAUUUUGACAUGCUCAUUUUCUGCCACCUUACUAUUUUAAAACAAGGGCUCCCAAAUUGAAAGCUUGGAUUGGAUUCAAUUCAUCUCCUUAACUAAAAGUACAUGAUUGCACAUCUAGUGUUCACAAACAAAUACUCGCUGCUAUGGAAACCAUUUUGAGCAUUUAUUCCAUAUCCUUGAUAAGGAGGCUAUUGGUGCCUGACUCAUGUCUACUUGCUGGUUGGGCUUUGUACUACUAUCCAUCCAUCCAUUUUCUGAGCCGCUUAUCCUCACAAGGGUCGCGGGAGUGCUGGAGCCUAUCCCAGCUAUCAUCGGGCAGAAGGCGGGGUAUACCCUGAACUGGUUGCCAGCCAAUCGCAGGGCACAAACAAACAACCAUUCGCACUCACAGGGCACAUCUACUACAACAAAGGUUUAAUUACAUAAAUACAAUACAAUACGUUUCUAGUAAAACACAGUAAUCACUCUACUAGUUCUGCUAAUGCAUUGAAUUGUCUUCCUUGUGAGAACCGGCAAGAUUAUUUGUAUAGCCCUCAAUCACAAGAGUCUCAAAGGGCUCCACAGGGCCAAAAGAUUCACAACAUUGUACUAGUAUAUGGACCUUAAGCUGGAUACCAAGCAUGUGUAAUAAAUGCUGAAACGGAUUUCCAUAAACUCCUCCGUGAUGAUCACAUCACCAUUAUUUCCAACUCUGGAUUUUAUUUAUCUGUAAUAUAACAAAGCAUGACAAUGUUUGGAUUUUUGUAGGAAACAAAAUAAAUAUAUAUUCGGCUUUGUGUAGUCAAUUGUGGG
Messenger RNA from Phyllopteryx taeniolatus (common seadragon), 2009 nucleotides. RefSeq names its product Yip1 interacting factor homolog A (S. cerevisiae) (gene yif1a). The transcript has 9 exons. The record is from RefSeq and is a predicted model, not a curated record. Gene Ontology annotation, biological process: endoplasmic reticulum to Golgi vesicle-mediated transport. Lineage: Eukaryota; Metazoa; Chordata; Actinopteri; Syngnathiformes; Syngnathidae. Gene Ontology annotation, cellular component: endoplasmic reticulum-Golgi intermediate compartment; Golgi membrane; endoplasmic reticulum membrane. Bases 147 to 1061 code for a protein of 304 amino acids.